AUGAAGAAACCAUCCUGUGCUCUGCACACCAUCCUCCUCCCCUCCACAUCUGGGGAGCAACAUAUCUUUCCGCAAGAUAGUGACGCGGCGACUCGCCAGGCUCUCAUCAACAAGCUCCGAUGCAACAUGCUCAAAUGCAGUCCUCCAGAAACCUGGGGGGCUGGCGAUAUCUACGAAACCUGUUCUCCACAUCCAGUCCUUGUAACCCCCACUCACAAAAAACAGCUGCAAAGCCUUAGCGAAGCUCUAUCGACGGCGAUUGUCGAUGUCGUAAACCGAUGGUGGAGUGAUGCUGGGGCGAGAUUUCCAGAGCGCAUGCCAAUUGAGCCUUUUGAGGAGGACUUACUGCGGUGGAUGGACUCCCAACCAGACAGUGUUAUUCGUCCCUUUGAAACCUGCACGGGGUCAUGGCGACCGGAUAUGCUGCUCGAACCGGCAGUCGACGGGGGAAUUGAGAACUAUCGCAUCUGCGAGAUCAACGCUCGCUUCUGCAUGAAUGGGUUUCUGGUUACUGCGUAUGGGCAGCAGGCACUGCUUGAUAUGGGCGUUGGGCGGAAUGGACUCAAGGGUGUGACAGAUCCAGAGACGGUGAAAAAUGGACUGAAUAGUCUCUACAAUCCCAGCCUACCGCUGCACUUCUGUAAGGGCGAGGAACCUGGGUAUGACAUUCAUCUCUACCGCCACUACGCAAAAUCCCUCGGGAUCCAGGUACGGCUCAUCGAUCCGGCUGAUUUGCGUGUACUCGAGUCUCCUACGUCGCCUGGCGGGUAUAAAUUGUACUGCCUGGCGCAGGAGAAUGUCGCUGGUACCGUCGCCAACGAAAAUGAUGAAAUCCUCGAGGAAAUUCACCAGAUCGGAUUGGAACUGCACCAGAGGGAGCUGGCGAGGAUGACCCCCCAAAUGCUUCAGCAACUCAGCCUGCGAUGCUUCAACGACAUGCGCACCAUUCUUCUCGUCCACGACAAGCGAUUACUCGGCAUCGUCAUCCAAGAACUCGACAAUUUAGUCACGCGCAACGUCCUCACCCCCGAACAAGCCACCAUCCUCCACCAAGGCAUCGUUCCCACCAUCAUCCCCGGCUCGUCACAACUCUCCCACUUCAUCGCAGAAUGCCGUAAGUCCUCCCUCCAAGACGCCUAUCUCCUCAAACCUGUCCGCAGCGGCAAAGGAGCCGGCAUCCUCUUUGGCGACGAACUCGGCCGGGAUGAAUGGUUGUCAAAACUGAAGUCUAUGCGUGACCCUUAUCUACAGCGGGGGAAGACGACGUAUGUGAUACAGCGGCGCAUCGAACACGGACUUUACGAGGUGCUCCUGCGCGAGAGCGACGGUGUGCAGCGCUACCCCCUGAUCGGCACUUUUAUGAUGAUGCAUGGCAAACUCCUGGGCCUCGGGCUAUGGAGAAGCGGCCCAGGGCGGAUUUGCGCGCUGAGCUUGGGCGGCGGCUGGAUCUGUUCCGUGGAAGAGUAA
Aspergillus pseudonomiae is the source of this 1467-nucleotide messenger RNA. RefSeq lists its product as uncharacterized. The record is from RefSeq and is a predicted model, not a curated record. The transcript has 3 exons. NCBI's taxonomy places the organism in Eukaryota, Fungi, Ascomycota, Eurotiomycetes, Eurotiales, Aspergillaceae. The coding region runs from base 1 to 1467 and encodes 488 amino acids.